AUGGCUAAAUACCGCUCCGUUCUAGCACAGCAUGACCAGUCUGGACUCUCUUCUUGUGCGCCUCCAGCCAACCGACACCUGACUGAGCCUGCCCCCCUUCCGGACCACUCCCCGUACCGGUACCCAAGGUAUCCGUCUGAUAUCUUGCGUGCCUUGAAGCCCAACAAAGUGACAGACCCUCGCCACCCCAUCGCGCAGCUAACCCAAGCGACGGAAAGGCCCGACAGCCAGGCCAUCCGCGUUCACGCAUCCUUCUCAUUACAGGUCCCGUCGUCCUCUUCAAGCCUCGACAAUAUGGAUAAGCCACCGCCGCGACCUCUCCUUCCAGCGCCCCCACCGUCCAAAGCACGCGCCGGCUUGAAGACGCCACCCACCGGUACCCCUCUGCCACCGAGACGAUCGGCCUCCAUAGCCGCCUGCGAGCUUUGCCGGGAGAAGAAAGCAAAGUGCGACGGCCGACGGCCGACCUGUGGACGGUGCUUAAGCAACGGCGUCCAGUGCACCUAUACCACCAAGGUCAAUGAGACGCUGACCCAGGCUGAUAAAAGAGAGAAGGCGCGAUACAAGAAAGAGCGGGACGACCUGUUACAUCUUCUUACUUCGAUCCGUGACAAGCCCCAACGCGAAGCCGAAAACAUCUUUGCCCGCCUUCGCGUUUUCAACGACCCAUUCGAGGUGUGUCAGUCUUUGAGGGAUGCCGAGCUGCUGCCUUUUGUUUCUUCUAGCCCGGCCAAGCUCCCCUCUCCGUCUGACGCGAAUGAAAUCAUAGACAUACACGUCCCAGCUCGACCGUGGACAACGCUGGUCAACGAUGCUGUUGUUUCGAGGUUGGUGUCGCGCUUCUUCUCGCCUGGCUCCCAGCUGUUCCCGGCUAUUGACAGAGAUGUCUUCGUCUCCGACAUGCAAGCCAAGAAUCUGACAACGUCCAAGUUGUGUUCACCUCUUCUUGCCAAUGCUGUCUGCGCCAUGCCUUGUUUUGAGUUGACCUCGAGCUCCGGUCUUGUCGAGCUCUUCCUGAGCCAAGCGAAAUCAAUCCUCGAGCGAGAACAUGGCCGACCCUCUCUGCCUACGGUUCUCGCUUUAUACCUUUUAUACCUGAUAUCAACCUUGCUGGGCAGGGACCGUGCCGGCUUACACUUUCGGCGGACGAGCCUUGACAUGUUGGAAUACCUGGAUUUGGAGUCAAGAAUAAAACAUUUGCGCGACGAUGUUCCAGAUCAGGCUCUCGAACGGCGUGUGUUGUCGAAAGCUCUAUGGGGGAUUUUCGUGGCGGAGAGGUAA
Podospora anserina S mat+ is the source of this 1281-nucleotide messenger RNA. RefSeq lists its product as uncharacterized. The record is from RefSeq and is a predicted model, not a curated record. Lineage: Eukaryota; Fungi; Ascomycota; Sordariomycetes; Sordariales; Podosporaceae. Gene Ontology annotation, biological process: regulation of DNA-templated transcription. Gene Ontology annotation, molecular function: zinc ion binding; DNA-binding transcription factor activity, RNA polymerase II-specific. The coding region runs from base 1 to 1281 and encodes 426 amino acids. The transcript has a single exon.